GGUAAUCGUCGGGAGAGGGAUUCUAAAGAGAGUUAUCAUGGAAGGGCGUCGCCUAGGCAACCGAAGUCAACGUCGUCGGGUUCUGUAUCAUUCGGUGCGCUCCCAGCUUUUAGAGGAAAUGGCGCGAAAGCGUACCGAACGGCCGUAACAUCCACUACGACGGCUGCCACAGAAAAUAUAGAUGAAGAGGCUUCAACCACCUACACAGAAAAUGUAGAGUUUACAAAUGCAUCAUCUUGGCUUACAUCAACGCCCCGCGCAAUUCAUUUCAACGCAUCACAGAAGCCGAAAAUCAAGCGCCCUCUUGUGGUGUGCGUGGUCCGCGCUCAGCUUCGCCAACCAAUGUCACUCCCGAGCGGUAUUUGCAAGUUCAUGAUAUUCGCGGACGUCCGAGUGCCGAGAGAGUCCGAGGAGUUUGUGGCCGUCUCCAACCAACCAACAACACGGCCAGAUUCACGUCGAUAUCCUGUCCAAUGGCUUCUUGCAGAAGCUGCGUUCAGCGUCUUUCUAAAGAUGGCUGCCGUUGCCUCGUCCACCGAUUAUCUACUCUCCCUGGACGCCGACGGAGAUUUCUAUGACAGCCUCGAUGUGCGAAAACAUGCAGUGGCCAUCAUAGGCCGCUAUCUGACGAAGAACAUUCGUCGCUAUGGCUUUGCUCGACACCGGAUGGCCAGUUCGGCCAAUGACAGCAGCAAGUUGUGGAAGCACCACAGGAUGCUUUUCGGACAAGCAACCAGCAUCGUGAACGCCUUCAAGCGCUAUCACAAGGUACAGGUGCCUUUGCCCCUGUCACUGUCCUUUGGCGUCUUACAAUAUGACGUCAAGAGAGACCACAGCAACGAAAGUCCGCGUCCAAGCGGACUUAACUGUUCCACCACGACCCUCCAGCCAUUCACUACGGUGUGUGGUACCAAGUCAACCUUUAAGAGCGGUGGGAACGGAGAGAGCAUGCUGUGCCAUUACUAGGACGACCCAGUGCACGGUAGAUGGCGCACUUUCAUGACAUCAACAGGCAUCGUCAAUGAAACAGAUUUGGUACGGCAUGUGCUUGACCCCUCAGUCGCUGCUGUCGUCGGCUGGGCUUUUUACGGCCUUGAACUCGAGGAUUCCAGCGGUGACUGCGCUCCAUACUGGGGUGGAACGAAGGAGCAGACCCAGACGUUCGCCUAUUUUGGACUAAAGACUGCUGCGAAAGAAAUACUAGCGCUGAAAGCAACAACUAUAUCUAAUGCCAAUGCCACAGGAAGCAACGUGGAAAGCUCCCAGCCAUUACUCGUCACGGAAGUUACAAGCAGUACAUUCAAGAGAAUACGACACAAUCGUGACGCCCAAGCAUCUUUAAAUGCCAAAAUACAAUACCAAUAACGA
Molecule: messenger RNA, 1368 nt
Organism: Dermacentor albipictus
Lineage: Eukaryota; Metazoa; Arthropoda; Arachnida; Ixodida; Ixodidae
Source: RefSeq, a predicted model, not a curated record